GCUAGCCUCCUGAGGCUGGAGCCUGAGGCUGAGGCGACGAGCUUCUCAGAUUCUUUCAUACUUCAACAGGACAUGCAAGUUGUUAGGUGUUAGGCAGUGCAUGGCGCAUCCUGAAUCUGAAAGGACGGUUGGUAACGGUCCCGUGGAAUCUAGGUAGAUCAGGUGGCGCAAUGAACCAGCACCAGCAGCAGGGGGACGGGACGGCCGAUGGGUAUGGAUAUGGUGCUGGUGGGGCUGGAGGCAAGAGCAGCAAGGCACGCAAGCAUGCGGGCGGUAGAAACAGCACCCCUUACGCUCGGCCAGCGACAGGCCGGCACGCUGCUGCGGGGCCCUCAAAUGCCGCAGCUUUGGGUAGCGCGAAAGCGAAUGGGGGACAGGCAACUUCUGCCGGCCCAGGCGAGUUGGCAAGGCCAUUGAAGAAUAAUGGCUGGUGGGGAGCACUUUCGAGCAUCGCCUCUGGCGCAGCGCAUCUCGUGACGACUCCACUCAGCUUCUUCAAGAGCGAUCCGCGUCCUGAGAAUGAGAAACAAGAUGCUGAUGUAAAAGAAAAUGGAGAUUCAGAGGUUGGUCCCAGCGGACGGGCUAGACAACCAGAAAGAGAAGACUCAGAGGAGGAGCCUCAGGCGGCCGGAGUCAGGUCCGUUGACCUCUCUGAGCUCAUCAAGCACUCAAUGGAUGGGGUGGUGUUGAGCGAGGAGGAAUGUGAGAAGGAGUGCGAGAGGAUCAGGCAGUUUCUGAAAUCAAAAACAAAGGGAAAACGACCACUGGGAUCUGUCAGGCGGCCGGAUGCCAGAUCUGCGGAAGAAACGCCCCACGAGCCUCUGGAGAGGCAAGGGUUUCAGAGCCAGAGUAAUUUAAAACCUGAUGCUGUUGGGCGGGCGGACCCGACACAAGAGCAUCCUGACGUUGAUGCAAAUGGGAGCUUAGAGGAACAAGAGCAGGGAAGAAGCCGUGGGAUGGAACUGGCGUACUCGGAAGGAAGGAGCUUACGGGCAACUGGACGCACUCAGGACGAAGAGUCACCCGUGAAGGUUGCCCUCAAGUUCAUGAACCAGGCACGUUUGCCGGCUCAGUCGGCAGAUCUUAGUCCUGAUUCGAACAAGUCGUUCUCGUUCCCAAGGCUGGACAACAGCAGAGAGAUGGACAGGAGAUUCACAGGCAGCGGCCUGCAAGGAUUUGCGGAAGAAGGGGGAGGUCACUACCGCACCCCGGCUCCUCGGAGGGGUUCAAUUACGAGCAGGCCGUACACUCUUCAGCAGAGGGCAGGCUCUGUCGAGAUUGGGGAGGACUUUGGAACAAGGUGGACACCAGUGAGGGCUCCGUUGAGUGGUGGGCGAGAGAUGCUGAAGCGCAGGGUCUCCGAGGUGGCAGACGGCUGGCAGACGGAGUCCCUGAGGAGGAUCCGGCAGCGCGGACUGGAGGACGUCGAAGGCUCAGUGCAGCGGCGCAGCUUCCGGCAUGCCGUCCAGGCCACCCCGGCCCCCUCCCUCCGGCCCCCCGCUUCAUCCUUCACCCCCGCUCCCAGCCAAACCUUCACCCCGGGGACCUCAGGCCGAGCUCCGCAGACCGGUCGCCGGCUCCCUUCGCUGCCCCCUGCUUCUCAACCCCCCUCAAGUGCUCUAAGAGGAUCGAUGGUUGCGGGUGCUGAAAGGGCUCUGAGCGUUCGGCAAGAGGGGCGGGGAUCGGGUGCCGGGGGCCAGCUGCCGAGCCUGAGGAGGACCGAGAUGAGCAAGACGGCUUCCAAGAUCUUCGAGACGCUCGACAUGAUGUUGUCGCCACGGAAGCUGGUCGGUGCCAAUCUGUCCCCAGAGGUGCUUCACGAUAUGAACCUGAAUGAGAGAGCGCGGCUCACGCAGAGCACGCUGGACGCCCUCCCGCCUGUCGACUCGCUGCGCGCCAGUCCCGGUCGCGAGAGCCCCCCGGCCCUGCCCUCCAGCGAGGCCUUCCCCCCGUCGACAUCUGCCGACUACCAAGCAGCCAGCGCGUCUGCAGAGAGGGCUAUGGGAGGAACACCCGGGCAGAAAAGCACGAAGGCAGUUGAGGGGAGCAAAGAAGCGGAGCGGGAGGAUCGAGAAAGAGAGAAGACGGCAGCUGAAAGGGAGGAGAGGGGUCCGAGUACUUUGGAGGAGAGGCGGGAACAGCCGACAACGGAGCAGACGGGGAGGGAGAGGGGGGCUAAGCGGGGCAAGGUGUUCAGGGCUCCAGAACCGGGAGAGGACGAGGAAGGUGGGGCAGUGGGCGUCUCGAUCUUUCCCACCUCCCAGCCAGCGGCCGUCAAAAGCAUCUUCACCGCCCCUGCAACGACCGCCCCUGCUGCCACGCUCUUCACCGGAAUGGCUCCCGUCAUGAGCGCAUCAGCGCUCAGCGGCGGCACUCCUCCGGCCUUCACGUUCUCCGAAUCCAAAGUGGCCAAGGAGUCCUUCCAGGGACUGAAGGAGGGGGCGGAUCUGAAGGCACCGGCGGGCUUGCCCGAGUUUGGCUUUAAAGCUCAGUCGGACUUCUCGUUCAGUCCUCUGGCGGCCGAGAAGGAAAAGCCGGCACCUGCGCCGCCUUCCGUAACUACCACCUCUGCACCGCUCUUCGGCGGUUCAUUCGGCGGCUUCACUGCACAGCCCCCUGAGUCCGCCCCGGCGACCCCUAGCUUUGGAACCGCGGCCAACGCAUCAGCGCCCGCCAAAGCCUUCGCCUUUAUGGCAAGCGUGCCAGCUGUCCAGCCCGGAGCGCCUUCUCUAUUUGCAUCAGCGCCUGCGACCGGGUCAGCGGUGACAGGCUCGAGCGGCAAGCGGAAAGCAGAGAGCGAUGCCAACGGAGUUGAGGAGGCGAAAGAGGGGGGGCAAAAAGAAGCAGCCCCGGCUGCGGAGGACAGCGGAUUGAUGGGGUUCUUGAAGACACGGAAGAGCGGAACGACGGAAGGGGGCGCCAGCAGAGCGGAAACGGCCCCGAGCCAACCGCUGGCGUUUGGGCAGGGAGCGGGGAUCUUCGGGGGCGGCGCGCCGCCCGUGUCAGCGCCCGCGCCAACGGCAGCUUUCGGGGGGGUGUUUUCGGCAGGCCGAUUGGGCCCGAAAGCGGACGAGAAAACUAGCGCGGCAGUGGAGAGCAACGGCAACAAGGAAUCAGCGACACCCAGCACGUCUGCACUGCCGGCCUCGGAGGCGCCCGCGAAGCCGAGCGGGUUUGCUUCCAUUCUGCCAACCACAGCAGCACCCGCAGUCUCGACCACUCCCGCGGCAGCGAGCAGCAGCGCACCGAGUUUCUUUGCUUUUGGGCAGCCCCCCGCAUUGGCCCCAAGCACGAGCGCAGCGCCUGAAACCGUCAAACCUUUGACAUUCGGCACCCUCACGUCAGCGAGCACGUCAGCCGCCCCGGCCUUGGCGUUCGGAGUCGCAAAAUCGUUCGAAACGCCCCUCGUAAACCCUUUCGGCGCUCCCAAACCUGCUGAGACUUCAGCCGCGUUCACUUUCGGCGGCGCCAAGCCGGCGGAGCCCUCAUCCGCCGCCCCUGCCACAUCUACCACGGCGCCCGUCUUUGGCGGCACGGGGUCGACGUUCACGGGAGUCGUCUUUGGGGGGCAGUCCACGCCUGCCUUUGGCAGCAACCCAGCACCCGCCUUCGGAUCGUCGGCAGUGAGCGCACCCAUUUUCGGUAAUGCUUCUUCCACGUCAGCAGCGAGCACACCGUCGUUCACCGGCUUCGGAACGACGCCACCGGCGCUCUUCGGCGCUCAAGCAUCGGCGCCGGCCAGCUCCGCUCCGUUCUCCUUCACGGCCGCCGCCACACCCAGCGGCACUUCCGCCGUGUUUGCCUUUGGCGGCCAAAACACCGCCGCCGCUAGUUCUGCCGCUCCCGUUUUCCCUGGCUUUGGUGCUGCUGCGGCCGCGCCGGUCUUUGGUGGGGCGACUGCAAACGGGACGGUGUCGAACGGGCCCCCGUCACCGGGUAGCGCUAUGGAUGAUAGCGGUAUGGCAGAGGAACCGGCGCAACCUGCGCAGUUGGCCCCGCCAGCGGUUCCACUUUUCGGUCAGCAGCCGCAGUCGGUCGCGCCACAGCCUGGAGCGUUUGGCUUCUCUCAGCAGAGCCCGUUCCCGGCGGCCGCGAAUCCGUUCCAACAACCGCAGCAACCGAAUGCCGCUUUUGGUGCCGGCCAGCCGGCCGCCAAUCCCUUCGGAGCCGGGACACAGUCUUUCGGUGGGUUCAACAGCGGGCAGGGGGCUGGCUUCAGCGUGGGAAGCAUGGGGGGGGAUGAUAAGUCGGGCCGGGUGAUUAGAAAGGCGAAGCGGCCUGCAGGGGCCAAGAAGCGGUAGCCAAGGUUCCAUGAAAGGUGCAUUUUUGACACGUUGAUGUAGCUAGGGUCCCACGAAGUGGCUGCUUGUCCCUAGAAUUCAUUCUGGCCGCUCCUCUCGUACUGAUGAUGCGGGAGACGAGGAUACGGUUCAUGGUUACGGGUCCAGGAUUCAUUACGUCCGUGGGUAUAGACCCAAGCACAAUUCUCAGUCCAGUAGGGUAGUGGCCGCAUAGGUAGUCCUGGCUCCGUCCUUUGGUGCGAGUCUGACCUCAGACAGCUUUUGAGUUUGCCGAACGAUUGCCACUGGUGGGAACUCUAGACCUCACCACAUUCAUGCGUGUGAAGUUUUCAAGUCCAGCUAGUUGGCAUGAGCCUUGAUCUGUUGCACGCACUUCAGUCUGAAUCGUACUGGUGAAUUCAGUAGUGUUUUGUCCAACUCCGGAAUACCUGUGCCAUGCCUGGCUUAGCUUUGCUCAAGGGUUCUGAACAAU
Molecule: messenger RNA, 4773 nt
Organism: Klebsormidium nitens
Lineage: Eukaryota; Viridiplantae; Streptophyta; Klebsormidiophyceae; Klebsormidiales; Klebsormidiaceae
Source: the annotation of a GenBank genome assembly